GAUGAAAAUGAACAAUUGGAUCAUUCAAUUCUCGCUCACCCCCGAUUUUUCUGCGAAAAGCACAAAUCUUACGUUAUUUUGGGCGGCCUAGGUGGCUUCGGGCUGGAAUUAGCAGACUGGCUGAUUCUUCGGGGAGCCCGAAAUCUACUGCUGACUUCGCGAACCGGAAUACGAAACGGCUAUCAGCGUUCGAGGGUGGAAUUAUGGAAAUCCUACGGGGUAAAUAUUCAAAUCAUUGCAGGUGCUGACGCGUCCGAUCCCAAGGAUUGUGCGGUUAUUUUGAAAUCCGCUGCGGAACUGGGACCCGUGGACGCUAUAUUCAACCUCGCGGUUGUACUCAGAGAUUCUAUCUACAAGAACCAAACCGCAGAAUCUUUCAAAGAAUCAUUCAAGCCGAAGGCAAUGGCCACAAAGAUGUUGGACAAGGUCUCGAGGAAAAUAUGCCCCGAUCUCCGACAUUUUGUCGUUUUUUCGUCCGUCUCAUGCGGCCGAGGAACCGCUGGGCAAACUAAUUAUGGAAUGGCUAAUUCAAUCAUGGAGAGAAUAUGCGAGAGAAGAGUACAAGACGGAUUACCCGGAAUGGCUAUACAAUGGGGCGCGGUGGGUGAUGUUGGACUUGUUGCCGACAUGCAAGAGAACAAUAAGGAACUCAUCAUCGGCGGUACACUGCAGCAAAGAAUACAGUCCUGUCUUGAUUCACUGGACACCUUUUUGAUGCUGAAUCGACCGAUCGUUUGCAGUAUGGUUGUGGCUGAAAAGCGCGCGGGCUUUGGCAGAAUUAUGAAUGUUCAAGAGGCUGUAGCGAACAUCAUGGGGAUAAAAGAUUUAAAAACGAUUGGACAAAACACCCCAUUGUCUGAGCUCGGUAUGGAUUCGAUGAUGGCGGUGGAUAUCAAACAAACUUUAGAGCGGGAAUUCGAUAUUUUCCUCACCGCGCAAGAUAUUCGAAAUCUCACUUUUGCAAAACUAAAAGAUAUAACCGACAAAGACAAACGUUUUGCAGAGGACACUAACGACAUUGUAGAUUCGGAAGGUGGAAAAUUAUUUAUUCGGCUAUUAAGCAAUUUAGAUAUAAAUUCGGACAUUUGUUUAGAAAUGCCAACGAAACAGGAGACGGAGA
Messenger RNA from Dinoponera quadriceps, 1120 nucleotides. RefSeq names its product fatty acid synthase-like. The transcript has 2 exons. Gene Ontology annotation, biological process: fatty acid biosynthetic process. The record is from RefSeq and is a predicted model, not a curated record. Lineage: Eukaryota; Metazoa; Arthropoda; Insecta; Hymenoptera; Formicidae. Gene Ontology annotation, molecular function: fatty acid synthase activity; phosphopantetheine binding. The annotation marks the transcript as partial.